This is a messenger RNA of Chanos chanos (milkfish), 1392 nucleotides long. RefSeq names its product reticulon 4 receptor-like 2b (gene rtn4rl2b). Gene Ontology annotation, biological process: positive regulation of Rho protein signal transduction. Bases 1 to 1392 code for a protein of 463 amino acids. NCBI's taxonomy places the organism in Eukaryota, Metazoa, Chordata, Actinopteri, Gonorynchiformes, Chanidae. The transcript has 3 exons. The record is from RefSeq and is a predicted model, not a curated record. Gene Ontology annotation, cellular component: external side of plasma membrane; plasma membrane. Gene Ontology annotation, molecular function: protein binding; ganglioside GT1b binding; ganglioside GM1 binding.
AUGGAAACUCGCUCGGCUGCUCGGGGCGCUCGUGCCACCAACGCACUCAACUUUAAGAGUGGUUUGUCUCUGUGGUUGGUGAUUUGGCUGUUGGCAUGCCGCUGUGUGCCAGGGCAGGCCUGUCCCAGGCUGUGUGUGUGUUACCCUACACCGAUGACUGUCAGCUGCCAGUCUCAGAACUACACAACUGUCCCUGCUGGUGUUCCCUACGACUCACAGCGUGUUUUCCUGCAGAACAACCGCAUCACUGAACUAAGAGCAGAUUCCUUUGGUUUUGAGACACAGGUCCUGUGGCUUUACUCAAACAACAUCUCGUGGAUCGAGGCUGGUGCAUUCAGUAACUUGCGUGUGUUGGAAGAAUUGGACCUUGGCGACAACCCAUCAUUAAGGCAACUGGACGGAGGGGCAUUCCGUGGCUUGGAGCGGCUGCAGAGCCUUCACAUGCACCGCUGCAAACUUAGUGAACUCCCCGCUGACUUAUUCCACAAGCUCUACAGCCUUCAGUUCCUCUACCUGCAAGAGAACCAACUCACACACCUCCCUGAUGGGCUCUUCUCUGACCUGGUCAACCUUACCCACCUCUUCCUCCACGGCAACCGCAUACGUGCACUGUCUGAAAACGCCUUUCGCGGUUUGGUCAACCUGGAUCGUCUUCUUCUCCACGAUAACCGCAUUCGACAGGUGCAUCGCAGGGCUUUCCGUGACUUGGGGCGUCUAACCAUCUUGUACCUAUUCAAUAAUUCCCUGCAGGAGCUCCCCGGUCAGGUGCUGCGUGAUACGUCAUCCGUGCAGUUCUUGCGCCUUAACGGUAACUCCUGGAGUUGCGGCUGUGAAGCACGUUCGCUGUGGGACUGGUUCCGCAAGGCACGGGUUUCGAGCUCUGAGCUGGCCUGCACAAGUCCAUCGCAACGUCGUGGGCAGGACCUGCGAUUCUUGCGUGAGUUGGACUUUGCUCUUUGCCCACUGCCUGACCCCGGUUCUCUGGCCGGUACCACCACCACCACCUUCAGUACCAAGACCCGCUGGUGGUUCUCCAAGCACAAACCUGUCGCUUCCUCAAAAGGCAUCUUCCACAAGAGCAGUGAGACAAUUAAGGCUUUCCCCUUCACCGCUGUCAAACCUGGUCUCCCACCUUCCUCCUCUUCUUCUUCAAAAUCAUCCCCAUUUGUUUCUAAAUAUGAGCUAGCGGCAGAAGAGGCAGCCCUACCAAAGCUGGAGCCAGAAGAAUACUGGUCAAACUAUGGCAGUGAGGAUGCGUCUAUCCGUUGCUAUGAGCUUGAGUGUCCGCCAGGAUAUGACUCACCGACUCUCCCUUCAUCCUCUUCUCCUUCGUUUCUUUCUCUCCUCUCUGUUUCUAUACUUACUCUCACUGUGCAUCUGCUCUUCGGCUGA